Molecule: messenger RNA, 501 nt
Organism: Ambispora leptoticha
Lineage: Eukaryota; Fungi; Glomeromycota; Glomeromycetes; Archaeosporales; Ambisporaceae
Source: the annotation of a GenBank genome assembly
AUGAUAGGAAUAACAUUUUUCACGCUCAAAAGCUGUGACAAUGAAAUUUCUUUACUCUCCUCCGAAUUAUCAUCCUCAAAAUUAGACCACAUUGUUGUAAAUAGAGUUACACCAAUAACAGACUGUGGAACACCCAACGAUAUUCUCCAAAUCACCAGCCUGAAAAUGAUUCCGGAAUCUCCUAUUGUUGGCGAACUAUUAACAUUCGAAGUAACCGGGAAAUUGAGUGAGGAUGUCGAGGAAGGUGUUGUCAAAGUAAAUGUGUCACGUGACGCAGCAAAGCUGUAUGAAGGGGAACUGGAUUUGUGUGAAGAGUUUUUAGACUUGCGUUGUCCAUUGGUCAAAGGCCCUAUCGAGAUUAAACAUAGUAUAGUGGGACAAUAUUCAGUAAACGCUCGUCUCUUUACGGACGAUAGUCGUCCAAUUGCAUGUUUUAAUAUCGAGACAGUUAUUCGUGAAAAACCAAGAAGAAAUUCUAAACUUUUUCUUAUGAAGAAUUGA